Molecule: messenger RNA, 4095 nt
Organism: Pelodiscus sinensis (Chinese soft-shelled turtle)
Lineage: Eukaryota; Metazoa; Chordata; Testudines; Trionychidae
Source: RefSeq, a predicted model, not a curated record
GGAGGGACUGCUUCUAGAGGCUUCUUCUCCUCCGGUCACAAAGCUACUGCAAUAACUCCAAGCCUUGUUGGAGAAGCUAACUAGAACGUGAACCCACCACUUGACAUCUGUAGGAUGGAUGGCUCAAAAGAGAAGAUCAUCCUGAAUGUUGGAGGCAUCAGACAUGAGACAUACUGCAGCACCCUUCGGACCUUCCCAGGGACCAAGCUGUGCAGGCUCACAGAGCCCCAAGCCAGCACCAUCUACGAUUAUAACCCUGUCACCAAAGAAUUCUUCUUUGACAGGAGUGCUCAACUCUUUGGCUAUGUAUUGAGCUAUUACAGGACCAAACACCUUCAUUGUCCUGCAGACACCUGCAGGUCAAUCUUAGAGGAAGAGCUGGCUUUCUGGGAGUUAAGUGAUGCACAGCUGGCACCCUGCUGUUGGCUGAAGCUGUCCAACAAAGACAGCCAGCCUGAGGAAUUUAAUGUUUGGGAUGAGAAUGAACAUGCGGAUGACCAGUGCCUCAUAGUCCAACUGGAAAGAAGGGAUUUCAGCUGGAGGGCCAGAUGGCAACCAAAGAUAUGGUCGAUCUUUGAAAAGCCCUUUUCCUCUUUAAGUGCCAAGUGCCUGGCCGUUGUUUCUCUGCUGUUCAUCAUUGGAAUAGUCAUCAUAUUCUGUGAGGAGACUAAGGCACAGUAUGAGUACUUUGCUGUUAACUUCACCAUUUUCGGCCAUUCCGAUGUGAUCCAAAGCACCCAUGAGUCUUAUUACCAGCAGGAACCUUACCUGCUCCACUUGGAGGUAUUCUGUGUCCUCUGGUUCACUUUUGAGUUUUCCAUGCGAUUUUUCUUCUGUCCAGACAAAAAAAAAUUCCUCAGAAACCCUCUGAAUGUGGCAGAUUUCCUCUCCCUCUUCCCAGUGUACAUCGAACUCUUCACAGCUGGGCAAAUCCAGAAAAUGCCAAACUUAGCGCUUUGGCUGGGUUUUGUCCGUGUGGUCUACCUCUUCAAACUCCUGAAGAUAUUCAAGCUAAUAGAGACACCUCUGAUCUUGAGAGUCCUGUCCUACACACUCAAGUCCAUCAUCCGAGAGAUUUGCAUCCUGCUGAUGAUCCUGGCCUUUGAAACCCUCUUCUUUGGGUCUCUCUUUUUCUAUGGAGAGUUGUUGGGUGUUCAUCCUUCUUACCGGGGGGAUUUGCACUUCACAGACAUCAUCAUCUGCUUCUGGUGGGCUCUGAUCACACUAACCACUGUGGGCUAUGGUGACAUCAUCCCUCUCACCACUUUUGGACAGGUGAUGGCAGCAUUUGCUGCCAUAUUUGGCAUGUUAACGAUUAUCAUUCCAAUCCCCAUUUUUCUGGUGAAAUUUAAAGGCUAUUAUGCCACGGCCAUAACUAAACAGAAGCUGAAAAUGAGCAAAAAGCAAUAAUGCCAUUGACUUCAGAGCAUUGCUCUCCUGGGAGCACUUCAAAAUUAAUUCUAGUGAGAUUUGUUUCCAUCACUUGGUGAGGAAAAGUGCACUCCUGUGAAAAGCCCAUGCCACAUUCAUUAUGACUGCCCUAUUGAUGUAUUUCUAAUUAAUCGUAGGUACCCAUAUUGGAGUUGUCGUUUUCUAUUUCAGUGGCCAAUGCUCGUUAUGGCUUAUAUCUAACAUCAGCAUACUGACAUUCGGCAUGAGCCAAUUAACACUGGAAUCUCACCUGUCAGAAAAAGAUGAGAAAAUUCAUUUUGGAUUGUUCCAUCAACACACAAGACUUUCCCCGCCAGCAGAAAAAACCCCCAAUGCUGUUCACUGCACAAAGCCAUGGUAAGCGAUUCCCAGCAAACGCAGGGCCAAAGGACUCCCCGGAAAUAUAGAUCAGGAAGCUGCCACGUGCUGACUGAUCUCAACUCUAGUGAUGCCAAUUUAAAGUGAGGCUUAACAGGAAAGUGUCUGAGGUACACAGCCUUGCACUAGCCUUCUGCACAUACUCUAGGCCUGAUAAUUAGCUGGUAUAAAUCAGUGACAUUCCACUGACUUCAAAGGAAAUGCACUUAUCUACACAGUCUAAGGUCUGUAUCCAUGUGAGGCACAAACACCUCAUUUUCCAUAGUUCCCCUCUUUAUGGAGAGAAACAUGUAGCUAAGAUCUAAGGAUCAGAUCUUGUCCCUAUUGUUUGCUCCCAGAGGAAGGUCUUCCCCAUGUGAGGUCUCACCUUGUAUGGAAGGGGGAAAGUCAGCUAUCUCCACCCACUGGACCUCACUGAGAGGCUUUUAUUGAAUCUUGAUAUUGGGGAGGGACUGAAGACUGGGUGAACAGCAUUCCAGCCUGCAUUUAAGCUUCUGCAGGCUGGAAGAAGAGACACACAGGGAUCAGUGUUCCUCCUAAGCAGCACAGCUUCACAGACGAUUAAUCAACCACACCUCUGAUUAAGCAGUCAGAAUCAGGGCUCCAUGCAUGGAGAUGACUAAAUGGGCAGGGCUGAUUAGUCACCUGUAAAGCUGUGCGGGCAUGCAGUUUAGAGGGAAAGCUGCUAGGGAUACACAUAAUCUUCCCAUCAGCCCUGAUACCAGCAGUGGGGAACCUUCCACCCUUAAGAAUGAGCCUGUGAUUACUGCAACUGGAGGAAUUCCUUAUAGUACUUUUUUUUUUUUUUUUUACUAGAGUCCAUUGGCACAGGAUCGGUGUAUGGCAAGGCAGAUGGCAGGGAAUCCAGAAAAUUGGAUGCUGAUACCCUGCCAAAAGGGAUCUGUGUAUCAGUAUGUCCUAUGGAACAUCUUUUCCCUAAGCCUAACCCCACCCCACAUAACCAUGAGUUUCUUCCUUCAUUAAAAUAUGAGAAGACAGGGCAGCAUUUCUUAUGGCCAGUUUGUUCCAGACAAAGGAUGAUGUUCAUUUUUUCUGACUUCCCUGCACAUAGAGGCCAGUGUGAACUAGAGAAUGGAUCUAAAGUCUCUAGUCCUUGUAGUCAAUAUUUUAGUGAUAUCUUUUUCCUUGUAAAAUUCACUUGGCCUGAUUCUGAAUGCCAUACACCACAAUGCCAAUCUGGAGUAAACUCUCUGAAGAGAGGCAGUGACACCAGUGGCAGAAGAAAGACAAAAAACAAAAAAAACAAAACCAAAAAAACAACCACCCACACAACACACACAGUGUGUGAUCAGAAUCAGGCCCAGUAAAUGCACACUGAAUGCACCACCAACUAAGGGAGCCAUCCUAUGGCAAAUUCCCUUGAAUUGCAUGGAGGCUGUAUUCCUAGUGGAAAGAGGUUAUUGAAAUUGCAAAAACAACCUGUUCUAAUCUACUGGGAGGCUGGGUUUUUAUGCAAAGUCCUCUGCUUGGAUAAAAUCCCAGCCACGCUGAAGUCAAGGGGAAGUGUCUAUUGACUUCAAUAAGAUCAGGAUUUCACUUCCAUGUUAAAUAGAUCACCACAUGUUCAACAUGUCAUGAUUAUGUAACCAGAAAAACUCUGCUUUUAAUAAAAACUAAACAGCUCUAUUCCUUCAAUAAAGAAACUAUUAAGUAAAAAAAAAAAAAAAAAAAAAAAAAUUAAACAAGUGGUCCUGUAGCACCUUAAAGACUAACAAAAAAGACCACUCAUUUUUACAGUUUUUUUAAGUUACAGACUAACAUGGCUACCCUGAGUAUUAAAGAAAAUGUAAUGAACAUUAUAUCUGACUAUAGCUAUGGUUAAACUAGAAAGAUAAAACUUACACUUUUGUAAUCAUUAUAUGCCAUCUAUUCCUAUUUUUUUAUUGUAAUAUCCAAUACUGUAUGCUUCUGUUGAGAUAAAGAAAUAAGGUCAGAUGCUGUGGCUAUUUCAGCAAAGAUGGGCAAGUGUGAUUUGCUUAGUGGAAAAUAUAUUUUUAUACUAUUACAUCUAUGGACUUAAUCCUAUUAAAUUCAUAAACUCAUUUAAUGCAUAAACUGUGCCUUUAUGCAAGUGUCUGUUACUAUAUGUCCAUCAGCUAGAUUAUGUUGCAGAGGAUAUGAGUUUAAAUCCUGCUUUAAUUUUAUUACAACUUGUAUUUGUUUUUUGCAUUAAUAGUUACAUAGGAAUUAAUUAUCUCAAAAGAAAAAAGAAUGCCUCAAAAUAUUUUGCAUAUUUUUUAAAAAAGACCCAGGUGAGAAACAAUA